Planococcus citri (citrus mealybug) is the source of this 1613-nucleotide messenger RNA. RefSeq names its product clusterin associated protein 1 (gene Cluap1). The transcript is spliced from 8 exons. Gene Ontology annotation, cellular component: cilium; intraciliary transport particle B; centrosome. NCBI's taxonomy places the organism in Eukaryota, Metazoa, Arthropoda, Insecta, Hemiptera, Pseudococcidae. The record is from RefSeq and is a predicted model, not a curated record. Gene Ontology annotation, biological process: cilium assembly. The coding region runs from base 222 to 1442 and encodes 406 amino acids.
CUUAAUUUUGAUAAGGAUAAGUGAUAAGUUCAACUUUUCAUUUUGCUGUUUGAAGCUAUACGUAUUUUAUUUUAGAUCUCAGUGAGUAAAAAAAUGUAGAAUUUCAUUCAUUUCUGCGGAAGCCUGAAAUGAUCAAUUUUCAACGAUGUGAUUAUGAUUGUUGAUUGAAUUUCCUCCCAGUCCCAUCAAUCCAUCAUAUUUUCCAAAAUUCUUGAGCGAACAUGUCAUUCAGAGAAGUGAGAAAUUUCACUGAGAUAUUGAAAACUUUAGGAUACCGACGUUUGAUAUCCUACGAGAGCUUUCGUCAGCCUAAUUUUCAUCUAGUCGCUGAUAUUCUGGUUUGGCUGGUAAAACGAUUCGAUAAUACAUACGAUAUAUCAGAUGAUUGUUCAACUUCAGAACGUCGAAUUCUCUUGAUUCGAUCCGUCGCUGAAUUCAUGGUAUUGAAAACCGGACUAAAAUUGAAUUUGAAAAAAUUGUAUCAAGCUGACGGACAUGCUGUGAAAGAAAUGCUCAAGAUUGCCGCACUGUUACAUGAGGCACUGAAAAUGAAACAGAACAAUAGCGACGAGUUCUAUUCAUUAACUAGCGUUGAUUUAUCAGCAAAGAUACAAGAACUGAAGUUGACAAGAGAAUUAGCUCUUCAAAUUACUCGCAAAGGCUCGUCUCUUUUCGAAUUGCUUAAAGAAGAGCCAUUAUUACGAGAAACUCGUACACUUCAAGCCAAUGCUUAUGUGGAUUUGAAUGAAAUUGAAACCUUAGUGAAAAAUAUAAUCAACGAUACAACGAAAAAUAUAGUUCAGAUGAAACAGCAGAUAGAAAACAUAUCAUCUACCGAAAGUAAUUUGGAUAUGAAAAUAAAUAAAAAAGAGAACGAUUUAGAAAGAAUUGGUCGUCGUUUAGAAACUCUGAAAAAUGUUCGGCCUGCCUUCUUAGAGGAAUACGAACGUUAUGAAGAGGAAUUGAAUCAGAUUUAUGAUAAUUACGUGAAUAAAUUUAGAUGUUAUACGUAUCUGCAACAACACUUGCAACAGUUACACACUUUGAACCGGGAUACUGCCAAUUUCAUGGACAGUAAUGCAAUGGAAGACGCAGACGAUAAAAUGUCAUCGCUGAUCGAUGAAGGUUCUUUAUCAUCAUCAACACCACCCCCGGUUCCUAAUAAUAAACCACCCGAUGCAAUUAUGAACGCCAAAAAAACGAUCGGACGAAUUCGUACUGCAGUUGAUUCUCGUCCUAUAAAAACUGGGAAUCGAAUGUACGAUAAUGUCAAAGACGAAAGCGAAGAUUUGGAUGACGAUGAUGACGACGACGAUUUAGAUGAUGAAUUAUUAGAUGGAGAUUCUAUACUACGCAAUGAUACGGAAGACGAUUCUGAUUUACAGCAUUCCAACACAGAUAAUUUCAAAUUAUCUGAUAAUAAAAGUGAUGAUACUUUUUAAAGCACUCAAUCGAGGCAUCGUAAUCUAGUCAUAAAAAGUUACUUUUUUAUACGUUUUUUUUUCACUUUACACUUCACAAGUUAGAGAUUUUUGUCAAAGAUUUGAACUUGUAAAGAAUUGCGUUAACUUACAAACACAAAAUAAAAAUGCGAUUUUUGCAAACAUUAAAAA